Molecule: messenger RNA, 1707 nt
Organism: Pezoporus flaviventris
Lineage: Eukaryota; Metazoa; Chordata; Aves; Psittaciformes; Psittacidae
Gene: PRR16
Product: proline rich 16
Exons: 3
Coding region: 202-1122 (306 amino acids)
Biological process (GO): positive regulation of cell size; positive regulation of translation
Source: RefSeq, a predicted model, not a curated record
CAGCGCGCCCGCCCGGCGGAGCGCGGCGCGGCUCAACGCGCCGGGCGUGGGAUGCGCGGGCGGGUAGGCGGCGGCGGCGGCAGCAGAAACAGCAGCAGCUGCAGUAGCUCCAGGAGCCGGAGGGACGAGGCCGGGCGGCCGGCGGUAGCCGCGCUCGCCUGACCUUUGUGCCCCCCUGGCCGCGCUGGGCUGCCCCGAAGGAUGUCCGCCCAGUCCAAGGGGACCGCAUCCUCCUCCUCGUCGCCGUCCGAGGGGCCGCCGGCAGCCUCCAAAACCAAGGUGAAGGAGCAGAUCAAGAUUAUCGUGGAGGAUUUGGAAUUAGUCCUGGGGGACCUGAAAGACGUGGCCAAGGAACUUAAAGAGGUGGUUGACCAGAUUGACACUCUGACGUCUGACCUGCAGCUGGAGGAUGAGAUGACAGACAGUUCCAAAACGGACACGCUCAACAGCAGCUCCAGCAGCACAACAGCUUCUAGCUUGGAGAAAGUCAAGCUGCGGGGCAGCACACCACACAUCAAGCCUCCUGCACACCCCUCUGCUAUCCUUACUGUGCUGAGGAAGCCAAAUCCGCCUCCUCCUCCACCACGACUGACACCCGUUAAGUGUGACAAGCCUCCCAGGCUGCCUCCUUCGGCCAACCCCGUCAAGACUAAUGGCACCCUGCUGCGAAACGGGGGCUUGCCAGUUGGGCCCAGCCUCAUCCCAAAUGGAGAUAUAUGCUGUACACCAGGCAGUAAUUUGGAGAAAGUUGCAAUGCAGCCUCUGAUGCACAGACCUGAGAAAGAGCGAUGUCCUCAGCCUGGAGCAAGGGAACGGGUACGAUUUAGUGAAAAAGUACAGUACCACGGCUAUUGCCCUGAUUGUGAUGUUCGGUAUAACAUUAAAAACAGGGAGGUGCACUUGCACAGUGACCCUGUGCGUGCUAUGGGAAAGCUGCCACACCACUGCCCUCCUCUGCCGCCUCCACCACCUCCACUGCCUGCAUUUCCUCUGGAAAAUGGAGGGUUGGGGUUAAGUCCCAGUAAUAGCUUCCCUCCUCCAAGACCUGCAACUGUGCAUCCACAAACUGCACCAAAACCCCAGAAAACCAUCCUGAGGAAAUCAACUACAACAACAGUGUGAUGUAUGCCACUGGAAACAACUCUCUCUUUUCCUAUAUUUAAAGAUAAAUAGGUAAUGAGCACUUUCUACUUGAGCAAUAAAACGACCCAAGUGAAGUGGCAUAAAAAUCACAUGCACCUUCAGACUUAAAGGAAUAUCUAUACCUGGAGGCACAUCAGAUAAUUUCUUGCAUAUCAGAUUCAUCAUAGUGACUUCUGCAGGCCAGAUCUGAGAAGUAACCAGGAACCUGACCCUCUGAGGAGAAUGGAAAAGCCCUUCAAGUCAGAGCACAACUGAUCAUGAAUGUAAUCUGCAUUGAAUCAGCUUUCUCAGAUCUAACAGCUACAAGCUGAGUCCUGGCAAAAGCCACAGCCUUAAAUUCCAUUUAGUAGGAAAGAAGAAUAUAGAGGACUAAAUGUCUUGCCCCAUUGCAGAAACUGCUGUCUCCGAGCCUGACACUUGAGUCCUGUGCUGACCAACCAGAGUAACAAACAAUGAGUUUUUCAUAGGUCCAGCCAGCAUCCACAAAUAUUUCAGUAUGUAGCCAAAAGGAGUGAUGAAGCACUUAAUUAAUAGCAGAAAAUUAAUUCAUUUACUAUAACAGAG